Messenger RNA from Trichoderma asperellum CBS 433.97, 2137 nucleotides. RefSeq lists its product as uncharacterized. NCBI's taxonomy places the organism in Eukaryota, Fungi, Ascomycota, Sordariomycetes, Hypocreales, Hypocreaceae. The record is from RefSeq and is a predicted model, not a curated record.
AGUUACUCAACAAAAAGCAAGUGUCAGCUAUGACAACACUCAAAUAUCAGCCCCUUAUACAGGCGCGAGAGAUUCGACUCAUUGACAUCUUUCCUGGAAACACGUCCGAUAUAGUACGAGUCCAUCUCUACCACAGCAUUCUAAGCCAAGAAAACCCGCCUCACUAUGAAGCCCUGUCGUACGUAUGGGGCUCUGCUGACGAUCGAGUCGCGGUCGAGGUUCAGCUUGCGGAUUCGGCUGCUGGUGUUGCUCACCUCGCAAGGUUGAUGGUCACGCCGAACCUAACGACGGCGUUGAGACACCUACGUUACCCAGACCGGCCACGUACUGUCUGGGCAGAUGCUAUCUGCAUUAACCAGGAAGACCACGCCGAACGGUCCAGGCAGGUCCUGUUAAUGGCGGAUGUCUACCACCGUGCGAACAGGGUCAUCGCUUUCCUUGGGCCCGAAUGCGACGACAGCACAUACGCCCUUGACACCCUGGAGCAUGUGGGCGCCAUGGUGCAAGUCAACUUUGCCAAUGGCGAUGUGAGUCCAUCUCUUGCAGGUGGUGAUGAGCUGCACUGGGCGGACAUGCAGCAGCCUCCGCCAUUCGGCCAUCGCGCAAUGCUCGCCAUUUACCACCUGAUUGAUCGCGAAUGGUUUGACCGAGUCUGGAUCCGACAGGAAAUUGGACUGGGCUACCGUGGCGCAGUGCUGCUGUGCGGCAAUAAACAGACCCCAUGGCAGCACUUUUCGCGCGCUGUCUUCACGCUCCGGCGCAAGCCUUUAACCCAUGAAGGACUAAUGGGUGUUUUGGACGCAGCUCAGAGGCGAGCUUUCGGAGACCGCCUCAGCAGGGUCGAUACAGUCGCCUUGUAUUCGGUUCGCGGGUUUCGGCUGGCGAACCUUCGGAGACAGAUCGCAGGGUCGCGCUGUUCGGACGCUCGAGACCGGAUAUACGGCGUGCUGGGCAGCCUCCGCGAGGUAGAGCGCGGCAUCGGAAUCGUCCCCGACUAUACGCUUACAGUUGCUGAGGUCUAUACCGACGCCGCGCGCAAGCAGAUGCUGCACACGGGGGGGCUCACGCUCUUCAGCCAGUGUGAUCUCAGCGCAAGGCCACGCUUCCCUGAACUGCCCAGCUGGGUCCCCGACUGGUCGACCGAGUUGUCGUCUUCCAUUAUGCACGCCUUUGUACCGCUGCUGCUAUCCGACUUGCCUGCCUUUGAUCUAAUCGAUGGCCGCCUGAUUCGUGCUUGGGGUAUCCGCUGCGGAACGGUAAGCCGAGUCAUUCCAAUCAGCGAGGUGCUGUCGGAUAAAGGAAGCAGCCUUGCGGAUGUCAUGCUGGAGAUGCGGAGAGUAUUCCACGACGCGUACAAGGCCGUUGCCGCUCAAUGCAGCCACGAGGGGUUUCUGACGGCCUUUGCUCGCGCUCUCUGGCUUGGCGAUUUUGCCGACCGAUGGUUCCCUGCUUCGUCUCACCGGCCGCCAUUCGAGGACUGCGUUGCUCUGACUGCUGCCAUUGUGGGCGAGUGGCCUGGCCAUGGCAAAAUACCCACGCUGCCGUUUUCUGAUCCCGUCGCCGCUCUAUAUCUCGAUAUCGUCCGCGACGCUUGUAGAACCCGCGCGUUAUUGCUAGCACAAGACGGAUACGUCGGUCUGGCGCCAGGAACGACUGCGGUCGGCGAUGACGUGGUCAUGUUAUUCGGAUGUAAUGCGCCCAUAGUAGUGCGUUCUGCUGCUACCAAUGCCGUCUAUCCACAAUCAUCUGGCCAUGACCCUUUAAUAUCGCAUACGCAGUACCGCGUAGUGGGCGAGUGCUUCGUCCAUGGCAUGAUGGACGGCGAGAUCAUCCUCGGAGAUCUGCCCCAUAACGUCCACAGUCAGUUCAAUGCGCUCAAGUUUGAUCGCAGUGCGAGAUACAUUGACGUAAAAACGAAAAUAGCGCGCGAGGAAGAUCCAAGAACGCAAUCUUUCUUGGCUAGACUGGUGGAGAAAGAGAUUUUGAGUCUUCCGACCUUGGAGUGUUUUGAAAAGUUUGGAAAGAUGAAGGCAUUGACAAAAGCAGGGUACAAUGUGCAAACUUUUGAUCUUAUUUAGGCUUUACUUAUGGUACUGAGUCGUUCUAGCCCAAAUAUAUGUCGCAAGGUCCAAUUACU